Lottia gigantea (owl limpet) is the source of this 759-nucleotide messenger RNA. RefSeq lists its product as hypothetical. Gene Ontology annotation, biological process: regulation of canonical Wnt signaling pathway; regulation of cyclin-dependent protein serine/threonine kinase activity. Gene Ontology annotation, molecular function: cyclin-dependent protein serine/threonine kinase activator activity; protein kinase binding. Gene Ontology annotation, cellular component: plasma membrane. The transcript has 5 exons. Lineage: Eukaryota; Metazoa; Mollusca; Gastropoda; Lottiidae. The annotation marks the transcript as partial. The record is from RefSeq and is a predicted model, not a curated record.
AGGAAAUUCAGUUCAUGUUCUACGAUAUUUAUAGAUGAUUCAACUGUCUCACAACCAAACCUAAAAAAUACUAUUAAAGCUGUAGCACUUGCCAUUUAUUUUCAUAUUAAAAACAGGAAUUUCUCUCGGAAUGGUCAGGAAGCUCGGACGUUAAUCAUCUUUGAUGAGAAGAAAUAUCCUCUAUCUAAAGAACCUGUCCAGUCUGAUUAUGAUAAACGUGAUCCCGAACAUAAAACUAUUUAUAGAUUUGUACGCAAUUUAUUUAAUGCUGCUCAGUUGACAUCAGAAUGUGCUAUUGUUACUUUAGUCUAUCUUGAACGAUUGCUCACCUAUACAGAAAUUGACAUCAUGCCUGCGAACUGGAAGAGGAUUAUACUCGGUGCUAUUUUACUGGCCUCGAAAGUCUGGGACGACCAGGCUGUAUGGAACGUUGAUUUCUGUCAGAUAUUAAAGGAUAUAGCCGUAGAAGAUAUGAAUGAAUUAGAAAGACAGUUUUUAGAAGCUUUACAGUUUAACAUUAACGUACCUUCUAGUAUUUAUGCUAAAUAUUAUUUUCACCUGCGAGAGUUGGCUGAUGCUCAUGAUUUAGUCUUUCCAAUGGAACCUUUAAGUAAAGAAAGAGCAUUGAAAUUAGAGGCCAUGUCGAGUGUUUGUGAAGAUAAAUUAAAACUCUGGUCCAAAUCAAAUCAUCACAGAUCGGGAAGUCUGGAUGGUUCGAAAGCAACACGACGAUUCAGCAGUAAAGCCAUAAUAUCCUGA